Messenger RNA from Serpula lacrymans var. lacrymans S7.9, 528 nucleotides. RefSeq lists its product as uncharacterized. The coding region runs from base 1 to 528 and encodes 175 amino acids. The transcript is spliced from 6 exons. The record is from RefSeq and is a predicted model, not a curated record. Lineage: Eukaryota; Fungi; Basidiomycota; Agaricomycetes; Boletales; Serpulaceae.
AUGUCAAGAAUAAUUGUGGUUUUCAUCACUAGCAGACAGGUCUGGAUUGGAGCAAUGAGGAGACAAGGACAAAAAUUAGAAAUGGUGAAAUGGAAAUCACAGGAGAGCAAUGGCCUGUCGUUUUAUAUGCAGAAUGCUUUCAAGCAUAUUUUUGUUGCACUAUCAUCAGUUUAUCCAAACACCAAAUCUUACAUUACUCAUUCUGGAAAUGUGAAACUUCAUGGAAUGAUGAACAUCACUCCUGGUUCACUUGCUUGUACAGCAACACAGGUUUGGUUUGCCUUGUCGGCACAAUCCAUGUUCUUGCGGAGUCACACAGUCACUGACUUAGAAGGUUUUUAUAACAGUAUCCUGGACUUGCUCAAAGAUCUAGAUGAGAUAGAAGAAGUCAAUGCACUCCUGGCUUGGUGGAACUGGCGAGCUCCCAAGAAUAGUGCCCUGGCUAAAAUCAGAGAAAAGUGUGCUUUGUUGAAAAAGCAGGUUGAGUCUCGUAGUGGCCACUCAUGCAAUGUCAGCGGGGAUAUCUAG